CUCUCACACGCCGCAACAAAAGCGCACCAAUCAUUCUCCCAACCACCCGGCCCUCCGAACCUCAGCCUCGGCGUCCCAAGCUUCCAGGCUCGGUCGCUACCACCACCUCGAAAAAGUCCAAAAGCUCGACCCUCCAAAUUACGCAGUCCCAACCGAAAAAAAGAAAAAAGGAAAAAAACACAGAGAGAGAGAGAGAGAGAGAAAGGGAAGGCUCUGUUUCUAGAGAGAGAAGCUAGAGAGAGAGAGAGAGAGGGAUCGGAGGUUUUUUAGAGAGGGAAAGUCGGGCUCGGGGGGUUUUAGCCAGCCACGGCGGGCAUGGUGCAGAUCGUGAAGCGGAAGAAGGGGCGGCCCCCGAAGUCGGAUCUGGCGAGGAAGCCGCCCCAAGCGCCGGCGCCGGAGCGGGAGCCGGAGCCGGAGCCGGAGCCGGAGCCCAGCGUCCGGCGGAGCGUCCGCCGGCGGAGCUCGAGGUACGGCUUCGUCGGCUACGACGGCUUCAUCCACGGCGACCUCGUCUCGGACGACGACGGGGAGGAGGAGGUGGAGGCGGAGGUAAUGAGGAGGGAGAAGAAGAUGAAGCUCGUGGUGAAGCUGGACCAGAGGGCGCGCGGGGGCCGCGCGUCGGGAUCCGAGGAGGAGGACGGGAGCGAGGGGAAGGCGGUGAAGAAGAGGAGGAUUGGCGGCGGCGGCGGCGGCGGCGGUGGGGACGAGGACGAGGAUCGCGAGGAGGAAAGGAAGGGACGUGAGGAGAGUUCCAGAGUACAGCAUGAGUCGUCUCCUCCAGGAACACCGUCGGGCGCAUCCAGCAUUCCGUUGCCUGAUAAGAAGACACUUCAGCUGAUACUUGACAAACUUCAGAAGAAGGACACAUAUGGCGUGUACGCGGAGCCGGUUGAUCCUGAGGAGCUUCCAGAUUAUCAUGAUGUGAUUGAGCACCCAAUGGACUUUUCCACAGUAAGGAAGAAGCUGGCCAAUGGAUCAUACGCAAUGUUGGACCAGUUGGAGAGCGACAUUGUCCUCAUCUGCUCAAAUGCAAUGCGAUACAAUGCACCGGACACUAUAUACCAUAAACAGGCACGUGCCAUUGAAGAACUUGGGAGAAAGAAAUUCAGUAAGUUGAAAAUCAAGUUUCAGCGCUCUGAGAAAGAGCUCAAGUCAGAAAGGGAAGCAAGGAUUCAAUUUGAAAGCCAUGAGAAAGAUCUCAAGUCCGAGCAGAAACCAAAAUCCAAUUAUUUGGUGAAGAAGCAAAUCAAGAAAGCGGUGUCCCGGUCCUUGCAGGAGCCCGUUGGUUCUGAUUUAUCUGUGGGUGCCACUCUUGCUACUCCUGGAGAUGUCGAGAGUGGUUCUGCUGCAAAGAAAGUAGGUGUUUCCGAGAGACCCAAUGAUGGACCUGCAGAUGGUAGUACCCUUCUGGCUGAAAAUAUUCUAGAGAAAGCAGAAGAGGCAUUCAUAGGUAAAAGUUCAUCAUCAAAGCUAGGGCGGAAACCGUUAGCACUUGAUGAGAAUCGUCGAGCAACUUAUGGCAUAUCAAAUCAACCAGAGGCGAGAUCAGAGUCAGUAUUCACAACUUUCGAGGGUGAAAUCAGGCAACUAGUAGCUGUUGGACUCCAUGCAGACUAUUCCUAUGCUAGAAGUCUGGCUCGUUUUGCAGCAACACUUGGGCCAAUUGCUUGGAAAGUUGCCUCCCAGAGGAUUGAGCAAUCAGUACCUGCUGGAUGUAAGUUUGGUCGUGGAUGGGUUGGGGAAUAUGAGCCACUUCCAACCCCAGUGGUAUUGCCUGGAAACUGUUUCAAUAAGGAUUUGCUGCAUAGUGUUGUUAAGAAGCACAACUUGCCCUCCAAAGCACCAGUGUCUGUAAAGGAGAAUGCUGUCAGUACUUCAGCUUCGGAAGUGAGACAGCCUUUGGUUUGUCAGGGUAAUCUUUCAACCGUAUUGAGUUCUGCUCAAUCCAGUUCAGCUGUCACGACCAAUCAUCAGACACCAGGUCCAGUUUGCAGGAAUCCCAAUGACCCUGAAACUAAGGUCGUUAAACAGUUUGAAUUGAACUCUUUGCCUUCACCGCGUCAAAUCAAUAAUGCUACUUAUGUAGCAGAAAUGAAGGUUUCUGAUAAUUCAGAAAUGGCUGCAUCAAGAUUGAGGGAUAUUUUAUCAAGUAACUUAAAUAAUGUCCAACCUGAUUUGUCAGAACCUGCAGCAUCAAGGUCUAGAGAGAUGGUAUCAAGGAGUGUAAAGCACCCGCAGUUAAUGCAUUUUAGACAGUUGGAUGCUGAUGGGUUUGCGGACGGAAGAUUGCCAAAUGGGAAACUUCCAAACAACACUUUAGAUAGUAGCAAGGUGACCUCUAUAUCCAAUGGUUUCACAAACAAAAUGCCCAUGGCAACACCUUUUUCUCCAAGAAAGGAUCAGGGGCUUAGCGAUCCUGUUCAGUUGAUGCGAAUUUUGAGUGAAAAGGCUCAAGAAAAACGGAUUUCUCUGAGUGCUUCCAGUGUCGACGGUCCUUCAAUCAGGGCACCUCUUCCUUCAUUGAGAAUGAGCAGUUCAGGCAAUGUCGCUGCAGCUGCAUGGAUGUCCGUGGGGACUGGAGGCCUUAAACAAACUGUGGAAAGUUCUCACACAAAGAAGAGUCGAGUAACAGCAGAACUUUCAAAUCAGUCCACCCAAGAACUUCAUCCACAAACGGCACGUGCUCAUAGCAAACUGCCUGUUUCUUUUGGGAUACAGUCUCAAGCAGAUAAAAAUAACAAUCCUCCUCGGUCAUUUGUAUCGUCCCCUUUCACCUUAUCCAGUGAGAGACAAUCCCAUUUGCGACCAAUGAUUCCCCCCCAAAUAAUGACUGCCGACUUGUCUAGAUUUCCGGGGCAGCUGCAUUGGCGUGGUAUCACACCACAUACACAGCCGUGGCAGAAACAGGAAACUCUUCCCCCAGAUUUGAAUAUCGGUUUCCAGUCACCAACAUCCCCAGCGAAGCAAUCUUCUAGUGUUGUGAUUGACUCACAACAGCCAGAUCUAGCCUUGCAACUCUGAAGUAUGUAUUCAUUGUUGAGGAAAUUGACAACAAGGGAACUUCACUAGGUAGUCUUUACUUCCUAACAAAUUUUCAGAUCCAAAAGAUAGCUUCUCUUUGUGGGCGAGCUUGGCAGUAUGUCAAUUUCCUGACCUCAUUUAUACCAUUCAGGUGGUCAGUCCUUGAUGACUGUAAAGCGCCGUCUUGACUUUUCAAUUGAUUAUUCGGAAGGAAGGUGAAGUUAGGUUGAUUUUGCAGUACCCCUGCUUGAUUCCAAUUGUUCUGAUGCCAGUUGAUUAUAAUUAAACGUGCGGUUUCCGUAGGUCAGAUAAAAUUGCCAAGGCAGAUGUAGACUCGUUGGAAGAUAAUUGGUCUCUCUGAGAGGUUCAAGCUCUUACCUGACAAAGAUUACCGAGUUGUGAUGGCAUCUCAACCGGAGGAAAUAGAGUUCAGUCAGUACAUUAUUUAUUCUGCAUUGCUAUUUUGAAUUGGAAUUUAGAGACCAUAUAGAGAAAGAAGUGGAUGACUUGUAAAUGAGAGGCAGAUCAUAAUCACCUGCUUGGAUAGGGACUCUUUUGAUGUCCUGUACCAUGUACUGAUUAAAAUUCGCAGAUUUAACUGCAUUUUUUCUUCCUAA
This is a messenger RNA of Syzygium oleosum, 3638 nucleotides long. RefSeq lists its product as uncharacterized. Gene Ontology annotation, molecular function: protein binding. The record is from RefSeq and is a predicted model, not a curated record. The coding region runs from base 316 to 3021 and encodes 901 amino acids. Lineage: Eukaryota; Viridiplantae; Streptophyta; Magnoliopsida; Myrtales; Myrtaceae. The transcript has 9 exons.